AUUACCAUAUGAGCAUGUUAUUCUCCGCCUGGUGAGAAGUUGUCAGACUGGGUAGAUUUAGGACAGCGUGUGUUGGCGGCUUGGAUUUUCCGUGCAAUGCCGGGACGUCGUUUCUCUUCCAUCGCUCUGGGAACUCCUCCGCACAGACCGGGGCUUGCUGCUCCGGACAGCAGAGACCACAAACUGCUCACUGCUGUGAGCGGGCUGUCUCGUCAGCUGGCUCGGUUUGCUGCUGAUGUGAAUGAGCAACUAACAGCGGUAAACGCAAAACUGCACUCCAUAGACGAGAGGAUGACCGCUUUAGAAGAAGUAGUGAACUCCCGCGCUUGUGUGGAGGAGAAGAGGAAAAGACGGGCGCACAAUCCCAAGAUUGCGGAGGCGGUGCGUCGUUUUCAUAACGCCAAGGGAAAUCGCAAGCGCUACAAUCCUGAAGAAGGACUGAGCUCGCCUCACAAUGAGGCAGUCACGUCUCAUUUGGUCCAAGCUCUGGCUGAAAGUCCGGAUUUGCACAGCGUGGCUAGAGAUGCCAUUCUCUCUGCCUGUAAAACAUACUAUGAGACCAUACGCAGGAAUUUCCGCUACAGCCAGCCGGACCUUGCAGCCCAGGCUGAAGCCAUGAAGACUGCAGCCCGCAGCCGUCAGAGGAGGAAAAGGCUGCUGGAAGCCAGGCAGGGAGUCCUCAGUGCAGAUGAACUGGACUUCUGGAGGGGUGUAACAAUUGAUAUGAUGUCCGAUGAGGAGGAUGGCGCUGUUGAGGGGGUGGCUGGGUGGAUUGUUAGGCCUCCUUCCUUUCGAAGCAAAGAACUCACUGAUCUGUGUGCGACUCUUCAGGCUAGAUUGGAAGCUAAUCCAAAAUACACAGCUACACAUCACAGACGUCUGCAUAUUGGACCAGAUUCAGACAGAAAUCCUCCAAACGCAUACGACCCAGACGCAGCAAAGAAACAUUUCAAAGAGCAUCUUAUCCCCAAGAGAGCUAUGAAUCAUCACAACUUUGAGAACAACUGCACUAGUUACAAAGCUGAAGAACUACUGAGCUCGCCCGAUGACACAGACAUGUCUCCUCUGGACGAAGCUCUAGCUGAAAGUCCAGAACAUCACAGCGUGGAUAAUGAGAUCCUCCGUGUGACUGUGGCCUAAUGAAACGAAUUAAAUCUCUGACCGAAUGUCACCUCAAGUCAAUCUCCACACUACCACUGACCUGUAUACACACAUCAGGCGAGACUAGAAACUAAUCCUAAGUGCACAUCUGCAUAUUGGACCACGUUUGGACAGAAUGUUACCAUACACAUAAAACUCAGAAGCAGCAAAUGACAUUUUGAUGCUCCAGGUAGGGGCAAUAUUUUGGAGGUUUUUCUAAACGUAUUUAUACCAAACAUUAUAUUUUAUAUUGUACACUUUAUCCUUGGUCUCUUAUAACUGUCUCAGACUACAUAAAUGACUGACUGACGGAUGAGAUUAGGCAGUUAUAAAAUCAUACAAUCUUGGCUUUUCCAGUCAAGAGUUUAUCAAAGUUUUGAUCAGUGGUUGCCAGUUUAGAGUUCUAGUCAGUGACUUAACCUUAAUGAUUUGGGGCCAUCAAGGAUACGUUGCUGACUAGAACAGCAGAGCUGAUAUUAAAAGGAAAUGCUCUCUUGAACUGGCCCUGAGGCUCUCUAUCACAGUAUGACAUGAAGCUGAUGUACAGCGGUCCAUUCUUUCCUUUUAGCGCCUCAAUUUUUCCUCUCAGGAGAUCAUGAAGCCUCUGAGAUACAGCAGUAGUUUUCUUUUCACAGUUGACAUAGGAUGACAGGCAAGUCCAUUACAAAGCUGCGGGAAAUCAAUGUCUUUCCAAACCUGCUGCCAGUUUGAAAUUAACCCGACAAACAUAUUGUUGGGUUCCGGAAAAUCGUGAAGAAACAGAAGGAACCAGCAGGAUUUAACCAAGAACUUUGUGGCAAUGUUCAGGCAUCAACAUGGUUCAAUGGUGGUCACAUCCUAGAGACCGCUAUGAGGACUGCUGUCUACAUGUUGUAGCUGAUUAUGGUCAUACAUGACGGGCCUGUGGACUACUCUUGUUAGUGCUGUUAUUGCCAGCAGCAGAGAAGAGCAAAGUUAAAACAUAGAAAGAGCAGAAGUGAAAUAGUGUCUAUUGUGUCUGUUCUUUUCAUGCUUUAUGUUUUUGAUAUGUCUCUCACGCUACUCUCGUUUGUGGUGAACACCACUGUUCCAGACCACUUUUCAACCAGUCAACGUUCAAUUACAUGGAGGGUCCAUGGAGGACUGCACAUAUUCAUGUUUGCAAUAGUUGCAUACCCCUUUCCCUAGUCAAAUACCUAAACGCAGUAACAUAAAACAGGUUUUUAACUGCUGCACCACUGUGCCACUCCAUGAAACAAACAAAGUGAGAUAAUGUGAGUGAGUGCACCUGCAUCAUGGUUUUAAUUGACUGUUGUUUUAAGUUUUAUGCUUGCCUAUUUAUUCAAGUUGACUUUGCUCUUUAUUGUGUUUUCGCACGCGUGUGUGUGUGUGUGUAUGAGAUCAUUUUGAUGGUGCUAUAAAAAUAUACUUUAUUAUUACUAACUGA
Molecule: messenger RNA, 2566 nt
Organism: Oreochromis aureus
Lineage: Eukaryota; Metazoa; Chordata; Actinopteri; Cichliformes; Cichlidae
Exons: 7
Coding region: 97-1140 (347 amino acids)
Source: RefSeq, a predicted model, not a curated record